ACUGAGCCUUUUGUUGGAAAGGGUCUCCUCGUUUGUGUGAGUCAUGCUUUUGCUGCCAGCGAGUUGGCAGCUCUCUAACCAGAAGUGGAAUGUCACAUAGAGCUGUCUGCUCCAGCCUUCACUCUCAUCCUAUAUCCAUAGGACCUACAUCCACAUUUUUAUUCUAGCUGGGGGCCAAAAAAUCAGCAAUUCCUAUUUUUAUGUUACAUAUAUAUAUAUAUAUAUAUAUAUAUAUAUAAUUAUUUAUUUUUUUUACAGUUUUGUUACCCAGUUGUUUCAUUAUUUGCAUUUGGUUUUCCAGGUCCCUCUAUGAAUCUCUGGCAAUGUUAGCUCAGGUGGCUCUUAGGUUGGCACAGUGUAUGACAGUAGCUAGAUAGAAGGGCAUGCUUCAACGUACCAAGUAUAACCGCUUCAGAAAUGAGUCUGUGACACCGGUGGAUGAUCUCUUGCACAACCUGUCCAUGAGCAGUAAAGUCUCUGCAGCCGCCGCCGCCGGUCCCCCAGCUGCCAUUCCGACCUCAGAGCUCCAGAAGGGGCAGGAAGAUGGAGCCAGCUCUCUCUGCACAUUCAUCCACAAAGUGUCUCACAUGAAACUCUCCAGCACGGGCAGCCUGUUGGGCAUCAGGAACCUCUCCUCUGCAGUGAAGGAGCUCGCUGCUGGCUCCAAGUCUCCGGCUGCCAGUACAGCAGGAUCCUCAGACAGCGUCGCAUGUAACCCGCUGCCUACCUCCGCGUGUUCGCAGCAGCAGGACGUGGGCAAGAUGAGCGCAGGGAAAAAAACACGCUCGGAGGAGACGCAUUCGGCAGGUGAAGACUGGAACCAAAGUAGCAGCUUUGUCAGUAAACCUUCCCGGGGAUGGCUUCAUUCCAAUGAGAAGAUCCAGGGUCCUGGAGUGACGUACAUCGUGAAGUAUUUGGGAUGCAUUGAGGUUUUGCGGUCCAUGAGAUCUCUAGAUUUCAACACAAGAACUCAAAUAACAAGAGAAGCUUUCAGCAGGGUGUGUGAAGCUGUCCCAGGUACCAAAGGUGUCUUCAAGAAAAGAAAGCCAGCAAAUAAAAUCCUCUCUAGCAUCCUGGGAAAGAGCAACCUCCAGUUUGCAGGAAUGUGUAUAACACUGAACAUAUCUACUACCAGCCUAAACAUGAUGACACCAGAUUCAAAACAGAUCAUAGCAAAUCAUCACAUGCAGUCAAUUUCCUUUGCAUCCGGUGGUGACCCGGAUGCAACAGACUAUGUUGCGUACGUGGCAAAAGAUCCAGUUAACCGUCGAGCUUGUCAUAUACUUGAAUGCAAUGAUGGGCUUGCUCAAGAUGUCAUCAGCACAAUAGGCCAGGCAUUUGAACUCCGCUUUAAGCAAUAUUUGCAAUGUCCUUCUAAGAUACAAGCAUUUCCUGACAGAAUGCAAAGUCUAGAUGACCCUUUAUGGCCAGAAGAGGAUGGUGCUGCAACAGAGCCUCAAUAUUACAACAGUAUUCCAAAUAAAAUGCCACCUCCAGGAGGGAUUAUUGAUGAGAGGUUAAGAGCUCAGCACCCAAACCAAGGAGAAAACAACCAGUUUAUGUCCUCUGCUGGAAUAGAACAAGCAUAUUACCAAGGUCGUCAUCUGGUUGAAAAGUCUAAUGAAACCUUUCAGCAAGUUGUAAAAAGACAAGCUUCUCUGGAUAUAUACAGUUUUCCAGAAGGGAAGUCAACAUCAAAUCAAUCAAGCAAUGCACCUACAUAUGUAAAUACCCAGCACAUAAAUAAGAAAGCACUAGGUGCACUUCACAGGAGUAUGGAUGGUAUGUUCUGUGGAUCUGUAGACAGCUGCAAGGACAUCAGCCCAAGAAAAGAUCUAUUUGACAUGAAACCAUUUGAAGAUGCACUGAAGAACCAACCGAUGAUACAUAAAGAUGCCUCAGUGGAUUGCUCAAGUCCAUUGUUAUCCAGGGCAGCAAUCUUAACCAUAAAUGAAGAACUAAAAUCAGAAACCUGGUUUGUGGGAGAAAUGUGCAGAAAAGAAGCAGAGAAGUUACUGAGGAAGGAUGGAGAUUUCCUUGUUAGAAAAAGCAUCAAUAAUCCUGGUUCAUAUGUGUUAACUGGUAUGCACAAUGGGCAAGCGAAACACCUUCUUCUAGUAGAUCCUGAAGGCACUGUUAGAACCAAAGAUCGUGUAUUUGAUAGCAUCGGCCAUCUCAUCAACCACCACCUGGAGAACCACUUGCCCAUAGUGUCCUCUGGAAGUGAGCUAUGUCUGAAGCAGCCUGUGGAGUGUAGGCCUUGAUACUACUGUCACUUCCAGCAUGCUAGGGUGUCUCACAAGAGACCACACAUAUGUAUACUGUAGUAUCAGGAUCCAGUGCAAUAGGAAUCAGAUCUUAUGGGUCAAAUCAAUGUGCUGAGCAUGUACAAUAACUGGCACUUCUUGAACCAUGAUUUUUAUAAAAUUGUUUGAUCCCUUAAUGUGAAUAUACAAUGUGUGUAUAUAUACACUGAACUAUGUAUAUAUAGAUAUAAAUAUAUUUAUAUUUUUGGAGACUAUGGCCAAUCAUGUAUGGGGAUAGAAAAAGACUGGUAUGUUUUAAAGAUAAUAGAAUAAUCAUUGUGGUACUAUAGCUAGACACUGAAUGCAGCGUUCUGAUUUAAUAAAAUGCUGCACUAUCUGAUCACAGUUUAAUAAGCACAAUACGGAGAACCUGACCAGACAGAAGGUGGAGGCUACUCACAUACUAUUUAGUCCUGCAAGGUCUUGAUAUCUUUCGAGAUCCCUCCAGCAUUCAAAGAGAUGAGUUUAUUUAUGCUGGUGGCUGUGAUGCUUGAACACACCAUCCAAUAUGUACUGUUACAUAGUCUAGCAUUUAAAAUUCUGUGAUUGGGGUUUUUGUAGGCUUUUGAAUAUAAAUUGCGGUUUUCUCCAGCGCAAGCUCAGGCAAACUGUGGCUCUCUAGCUGUUGUGGAUAGAGCCAGGGGUUGUCUAAUUAUGCUACAGAGAGAGAGAGGGAUAUCACUAUCCCAUUGUACUACAAAUGUUAAACUAACUUUGCACUGAAUGAGCUGGUGCAGUGGUGCCAACUGAUUCAAAAAGCAUUUUAUCUAUAUAAAAAAAAAAUGUAUAAAAUCUUGGUACCUUCUAAGGCAUCACUAGAGAUGGUGUGAUGUCUAGUUUAUUGUAUUUCAGGUGUGCUGCUGUAUGUAACAAAAUAUAUAUUAUAUUUGAUGGCAUUUUAUGUCCCUGCCUAUUAAAUCAGUAUUUUUUUCUACAACUUCUUGUACACAUUUCUAAAUAGUUUUAUAUAUGUGUUCCUAUAAUGACAUGAGUGUAAAACAGAUAUUUUUUCAUAUUUCUAAUGCAUUAUUAGUAUGUAGCAUUGGCUGCCUUUGUAGCAUUAUGUACUGGAGAAUAUCCAACCAGUUUCUUCCUGUACAAUGUAUUUCAUGUUCUAAUGUUGAUGCAUGAGACAAAAAGUGCUUUGAAAUGUACAAGAGAUCUUGGCAUGGCAUCACAAUAGUGUUCUAUUAUUACAAGUCUGAAAUAUUGCAUUUUGUUUCAUUGUGUUUUUAAAUAAUCCUGGGGUUUAUCAGAAUUGCAUUUCAGUGGGGCGUUUUCUGUGACUUUCAUGUAUAUCAGAAUGUGUUUUACAUGCAAAAGAAAAAACUUUAGGGCAAUUGCUAGGUUUGAACAGUAGGUAUCUUUACAGAUAUCACUUUGACAUAACGGUCUUAUGAGUUUUGAAUUAUUGAACAAUAUAACAAUUGCUGUCAGCUAAACUACAUUUAACAUUUACUCUUUCUAUAUUUUCUGUAGAAUUAAAAAUAUUUCUAUAAAUUUAUAGACGCAGGUGUGAUUUAUAUUUUAAAGGGCUUUGUACGGGAAGAGUAUGCUGUAACCCAUAACAGCCAAUCAGAUGAUUGCUUUUAUUUUCUAAUCUACACUAGAACAGUGGCAUCUAGAAUCUGGCUGGUUUCUGCAGGUUACUGCUUUUCCCCAUGUAUUUGCUUCCAUAACUACUCCCUUAUAUGGCGAUGCUGGGGUCUGGAGAUAUCGGUGCCCAGGAGGGUAUCCGGUCUUUAGCUUGACCGCACUUAGGUCGGCACUCAUUAGGUCGACCACUAUUGGUCGACAUGCAUUAGGUCGACAGGGUCUAUAAGUCGACAUAGCAACUAGGUUAGCAUGUACAAGCUUGACAUGGAAAAGGGUCGACAUGAGUUUUUCACAUUUGUUUUAAUUUUUUUUACUUUUUCAUACUUUACGAUCCACGUGGACUACAAUUGGGAACAGUAGCAUGUGCCGAGCGCAGCGAGGUACCUUGCCCGAAGCAUGGCAAGCGCAGCGAAGCACCUUGCCCAAAGCAUGGCAAGCGAAGCGAGCCAUGCGAGGGGACAUGGUGCACUAAUUGGGGUUCCCCGUCACUCUACGAAGAAAACGACACCAUUUUUCUUUUACAAAAUUCAUGUUGACCUUUUUCCAUCUCGACUUGUCCAUGUCGACCUAAUGACCAUGUUGAUCUAUUUCAGGUGUCGAUCUAGUCACUGUCGACCAAUAGUGAUCUACCUAGUGACUGUCGAUCCUAUGAUCCACACCCUCCAGGAGGGUCCACCAGGCAUCCACAGUACUCUCUGCAGAUAUGACACAUGCUCUUUUCAGAGCAGAGCAGGGGGCAGGAGACUAUAGUAGUAGCGCUGGGCUGUUACCUAAGGUUUGCUAUGGGGGUCCAGCGGUGCACUGUUCCUCCACUCUGUAGGGCACUGUUUAGUAGUGAAAUGUACCUGGCUGAAGAGAUUAUCCCAGGGUAGGAUGUUAGCCAAUCAUGUAAUGCUCACAUAUAAUCCUGGCAAACCUUUAUGCCCAAGUACAUCCUGCUGCUAAUGUUGUGAUAUGGCUGGGAGUCCUAUUCUUCUUUACGUAUAUUUUGUAGAUUCCCUUUUGAUAAAUGUAGGUAAUAUUUGUGUCUUUUACAAAACUAUUGCUUCUCAGAAUGCUUGUCACCAAUGUACAAUACAUGCUCCUAUGUUUGCCACCAUUUCUACCAAACUGUAAUCCAUUCCUUUAUAUCUCCAUUAAUAACAUGGGCAACCACUACCACUUUUACCAGCUGGUCGGUAAUACACUGGCAUAUUGGCAACCCAACAUUCUUUGGCUGCAUUGGCAAAAAUAACUGUCUACACUGUGUGUAGCUGACAGGUGAUCGUUACCAGUUUUAGGAUUUGAUCACAUGUGGUAUUAAUGAAUUUCUUUCUCCUUCACCCUUCAUAUGACAGCUAAACAGAGGUGCAGUAGAGACUCAUAUCUCCCAAAUUUUUCUGAUAAUGUAAGUGGGGUAUGGUCUCGCGGCAGGGGGAGAUUAUCGAAUGCCCCCAGGCCCUCUCUCCACUGAAUAGAUGCCAAGCGCAGGCGCACAGCAUCUCUACACCAUUGCUCUGCUAAACAGUGCAGCAGGUGAGAGGGGGUCUCCCAAUGUCCCCCCCCCCCCCACCACGGGACACUGUGGCCUGCAGAUGGGGCUUAGAGACAGAGCCUGAAAAGCGGUACUGUCCUGCCAAAUUUUGGACAUAUGGGAGGUAUACAUAUAGAGAGACAUUGGUGCAGUGCGCACAACCAAAAUAGAUUAUAAGAAAAUAUCAUAGAGCAUGUUAUUCUCCCCCUGUCCUUGUUCUCACAUACUCCUCUGAAAGAUGGUUCUGAUUACAUAAUGAUCUAUAGUUGAGCAAGCUUCUGUCAUUCUUUUAUUCAGCUGUCACAUACAGAACAGUGGGGAAAGAAAUGUAAUUAAUACCUGUGUGUACUACACCUAAAUUAAUCAUGGCCAGUAGAGUCUAUGGAUCAUAAUUUAAUCUGCUUUAGCAGAGCAACUUGCACCUGUAUUUUAUAGUACUGUAGCUCCUGGUUAUUCGUUGUCAUAAUUCCUGCAGUAGGUUAAUGAGGACAGUGUAAAGGGGAACUUUAAUUAAAAGUGGUAUUGGGCAAAAUAAUGUUUUUAAGGCCAAUAUAUACUGUCUCAGUGGGGGCAAUUUACUACAGAGAAUGUCAUUUAGAGGUGCAUAUAUAACAAUUUGUAUUGUAUAAUAUAUGUAUUUAUAUACUGCUUAUGUGCAUAUACUGUAUCUAUGUAUAUUUUUGCAGGAAGGAGCAAAGUACCAUAGGACAAGUGCAGUUAGGUAGAGCUCACAAAACUGCAACUCUUUCCCAGAUAGGUACUGUGGUAUGCAAUGAUGAGACAAGCCGGCAGUGGGGAGGGGGGUGCAUGGCCAUGCUUGGCAGCAUGGCAUCGCUAGCGACAUCCCCAGAUUGAGAUGGAUGUACAACCGAAGGGGGAGCGUGCAUCGUUAACAAUCUAGUUGAUACGCACUAGACGAUUUUAACGAUAUGUCGUUCCGAUCUGUCAGAUUCGGCCACAUCGUUAAUAAGUGUGUACCCACCUUUACACUAUGUUUAGGGGCCUAUUUAUCACACCAGUUUUUCAUCAAAUUAUGGAGGAACUUCAGUUUCAGCAUAAUUUUAUGUAUCAGCACUAUGUACUAAUACUAUCACACAAAAAAACGAAUUAAGUGCUCCACUAAAAGGUAAUUACAAAUACUUAUACGUAUAUGCUUACUCUAUGUGAAGUUAGUCAUAAGAUCCACUUCAGAGUCCAGUUUUCUUCAAGUUCUUGAAUAUCUUUCCGAGUACAUAAGUAUAGAAAAACAAACAAAAAAAUAAAUAUAUAUAUAUAUUGUAGCAAGUCAAUGAUUAUGGAUAAACAUAGAAAGUCUGGAGUAAAUGGUAGCCCCCAUCCAUAAAUCACAUAAGGUGCAAAGUAAUUGAUAGAAGGUCAUCCCGUUUUGAAUGAGGUAGUACAGAUGCUCACAUUAGUGCUUACACCUGAGUGAGGGUCGAAAAUAUAUAGGUAUCUUUAUAACUCCUGAUCCCUGGUUUAAGUUACCCAAUAAAGGUACCGCAUCUCCUGAGUUCCUUCAAAUAAUGCUUACAUGUAUGCUUACAUAAGCUAUAUAUGGGAUCCACAUGUAGCGGUUUCUUUUUAUCCCUUGCUGGGAAUCUCCUUUCCAGGUAAAAACACAGUCAAUACCCGGUGUAGGAAACACCAAAAAACAGGACUGAAUCCAACAACUGAAAUAGAUUUAAAACAACCACAUCACCAAAACCACUGGGAAUGAUGUAAAAAUUAAUGAUGGGUCCUCAGUAAUAGGAAAACGGCAAUGCACCAAUGCCUUUCCACUAGAAUAGUCUAUAUCUUAAUAAACCGGAACUUUGCAGCCCCAUAGCAGUCUGUGAUUGGCUGAGAUAAAUCUUGUAAUUACAAUGUUCGCAAAGCAUACGUUAUUUUUGUUUCCUGUCAUUCACAGACGCAUGUCACCAUUCUCCGGCAUUAUGAUUUCAUCAGGUGCACAGUGAUGCGUACUUUACAUUGCAUCUUUUGGUGGAAAUAUUUGCAUAUAAAAAAAUAAUUAAACGUACACGUGUGUGGCACUGUCUUCAUAGAUGUCAAUCUACAGUAUGGGACAACUGUCUCCGCCAUAAAGUCUAGAAAAGAUUUUCAUUGCAUAGAAAUGUUUUAUUAUUGCAGCCUAUGCCCCUCGCAAUUUAUGAAAGUUGGACCAAACCAGUUUGUUCUCUCAUAAAAACAGCAGUGGUUUACCAUGACCAAAUUACUAUUAUGUAUUAAGGUAAUCCUUUGGUUGGGUUGGUAUGCGUACUGGCAGUCUCCUGACCCCCGGUCACAUAAAUAACUACAUCCCCUUUGGUCAAUAGGCUAAUUCAUAAAAACAGUUCAGGCAGUGAUGCAGCAGUAAAAUAAAUACAUCUGUCUCAGAUUCUUCACCUGCAUAUGAUUGCAUUAAGACAGUGUCCUGAAGAUGUGGGAGGUGCUUCCGGUGUAUAUGAUGGAAUAGGCAGCUUAGAGUUUACUUUUAGCAGCAAGUGGUUUGUCAGGUUACCACUAAUGCUGGGCAUAUACGCUACAAUCAUCUGGCCGAUCGCCCGAUAUCAUCAAAUUGAUCAGAUAAUUGCAGCAUGUAUGUGGCCAACCAAUCUGAAUAUAUUGAUCGGUCGGGCAUGCCAGAUCGUCCAGCAUGUCCCUCUGAUGCAAUAUUUUAUAAGUGUCUGGUCGGCCGCAUCGGGCAGUGUAUGCCCUACUACAGCCAACUGAUGGACAUUCCCCAUUCCUUCACAUGGGCAGGAACGGGGAAAUGUCUCCUCCUCAGGGCCAGAGCACCAGUAUCAGGUGACAUACACAGUGUAUGUCUCGGAUAUCGGCAGUAGCAAAUAAAGUGCCUGUUGGCAGGGCCGGAUUAAGACUAGUGCGGGCCCCGGACAACAAAAGUGUUGGGGCCCCCACCAAUAAAAUUGAAUGCACCCCACCUCUGUCACUAAUAUGCCCCUUAGUAUAGUAGGAGAGAGAGUGAGGGGAGUAAUAGACAAAGAGGGUGUCAGGGAGAGAGAAAGAGAGGGGGAAUUGAGGGAGAUAGAGAUGGGGAAGAACGAGAGGGGGGUCAGGGAGAGAGAGAGGGUGUUGGAGAGAAGGUGUUAGGGAAAGAGAUAGAGACAGAGAGGAACAAGAGAGAGAUAAAGAGGGGGUCAGUGAGUGAGAGAAAGAGAGUAAGAGGGAAGCAAGAGAGAUGGACAGAGAGAGGAGAAAAAGAGAGUAAGAGGGAACCAAGAGCGAAAGAGAGGGUGUCAGGGAGGGAGAGACAGACAGGUAGAGAGAGGGGAGCAAGAGAGAGAGAGAGAGUGUCAGGGAAAAAGAGCGGUGAGAGACAGAGUGGGCAUGUCAGGGUGAGAAAUAGACAAAAGGAGAGAGACAGAGAGGGAAGGGAGAGAGAAGGGGUGUCAGAGAGAGGGAGGGAGAGUGAGCAGGAGAGAGGGGGUAUUAGAGAGGGCCAGAGAGAGAGAGAGAGAGAGAGAGAGAGAGUGAGUGAGAGGGGAAUAAGUGAGAGAGGGUGUCAGGGACGGAGAGACAGAGUGAGAGGGGAGAACGAGAGACAGUGAGAAAGAAAGGAGCAAGGGAAAGUCAGGAAGACAGAGAUGGUUAAAGAAAGAGGGAGGGGGAGUGAGCAGGAAAGAAAGGGUGUCAGGGAUGGAGAGAGAAGGGAGCAGGAGAGAGAGAGAGUGUCAGGGAGAGAACUGAAGGAGAGACAGAGAAGGGAAGAGAGAGAGAGAGAGAGAGAGAGAGGGUGUUAGGGAGAGAGAAGUGGGGUUGUCAGGGAGGGAGAGAGACAGAGAGAGUGGAGCAAGGGAGAGAGAGAGACAGAGUGAGUGGGGGGAACAAGAGAGAGGGAGAGAGAAAGGGUGUCAGGAGUGAGAGAGAGGAAGAGAAAGAGGAUAUCAAGGAGUGAGAUAGAGGGGAGCAAGCAAGAGAAAGAGAGGUAGGGAGGCAGGAAUAGAGCAGGAUAAAGCUACCUGUUCAGCUGCAGCAGCAUCAGGUCACUGAUGGGGCGGGCACUUCACAGUGUUAGGUCCCAUCCCUUCCCCAUACACGCACGAAUCGCAGAAUUAUGUCCAUGAGAGGGCGGAGCUUACUGUAGAGAUGGAAACAAAGUUGUCUCCAUCUCAAAUAAGAAACAAUCCUGUACUGCCUGGACUCGCUCUAAGCCGACCAGGAAGUGUGCAGGGGGGCCGGAGCGGGGUAGUGUUUGCCGGAGUGUGGGGGCCGGGCCCCGCACUACCUAUAAUCCGGCUCUGUCUGUCAGUCUGACAGGCAUUUUAUCUGCCUGUGUAUGCCCAGCAUAAGCAACGUAUUUAACUUCAUGUUCCGUAUCUGAGAAAAAUAAUUAAAAUAGUUUGGGGGUGUAAUUAUAAUUCUUAUAGGAUGUACCUCUUUUAACAUAUAUAUGUGUACAUAUAUGUAUUGUGAUGCCUCACACCUGCUGUAAUGUCUCAUGAAUAGAACUGAUGGCUAUACAUUGGUAAAUGUAAGUAUGGUUUAAAUCAAACCUGUGUGCCCAGGCACCCUGGGGUGCCGCAAGUAUCUUGCAGUGUUGCCUUGGGUUGGUGGUCGAGGACCAAAUAAAGUUAUUUAUGGUCAAAUUGAUAGGCAAAACCAGUGCUAGUGGCUGCCAGUCAUAAAACAUAUGGACAAUCAGAAGUACAACUGUACACCAAAACAUAACUGAACCUAAAGUUGGGUACACACUUGAGCGAUGUGUACCCAGAAGAUAUGUCGGCCCGAUGGGCAGACAUAUCGGACCCUGGGUACACAUUGAGUGAUAUUAAUAAAAAAUGAAACGAUCAUGUUCUGUCCUCCAAUAGCAUACUACAGGACCAAAGCGAUAUCAUCAGGUUUGAUGUACAACAGUGACCAUGGGCACCCACAUAUAUCAGUCAUACACACUGUCCGAUUUGCACCCUUAUGAGCGAUAUGUCGGUCAGAUCCGCCAGAUCAGACAACAUAUCGCUCAGUGUGAACCCAGUUUUACCCUCAGUCAGGCGCAACUGGCCUGACAGGCGCCGCAAAGCUGUUCUCGCUCCCCUCUCCACCCCAAGGGGUGCAGGGACCUGUCCCUCCUACUACCUUCCUAUCUCUAGGUGCUGUUCGAAACCCACCUAGUCAGUUUUUCCGCCGCCUGCGAGGAGUGCAGUAGUGACCCUCCUGGCCUCUCAGGCACACUGGGCCCAAACGCCUCUGACUUUUGAAGGUUCAUUUUUCCUUUUAUUUUCAUCUAUUAAUUGUUUAUUUUGCCCAUUUUAUGAAUGAAAAUUACAAAGGUUGUGGAUAUUUUGUGGAAAUAUGUAGGUUCGUCCAGGAUGGCCUCUCAGGCACACUGCGCCCAAACUUCUACUCAUGUUUGUGUUUUCUCUUUUUUUGCUUCAGAUUUUCUGCUAAAAUGGCCCAUAAAACCUACAAUUUCUCUCUUUGUACGUCCUAAUGAAGGUCACUGAUCACUUUAAGAGUGUUAGAAAUGAGUUAGUUAGUUAGUUGCUAAUGACGAUUUUCUAACAGGUGCCUGUCAGGCUCCCUGUGCCUGAACCCAGGAAUCCCAGAGGUGCGCCUGACAGAGGGUUAAGGGUGACCAGUAGAUACAAUUUACUUAAUACAAAUUUUUUUCUCUAAAUUUAUCAAUAAAAAAAACUUUUAUCCUAGGGGUGCUGUGAAUAAAUCAUCAUAAUUCAAGCAAGUUUGGGAUCGACUAGCUUAAAUGAAUGCAUUGUAGCAAUGACUGCCAUGUUUUUUUUUAACAAGUUUAGAUUGAUAUGCAAUGUCCUGUGCAGGACAGUACCACCAAAGGAUAUGUCUGCUGCUGUUCAGUAAGUGUAAUGACAUGGUGUGUGACAUUCUCAAUUGUCUUUAUUUAUUGAGUCCACACUGUAUGCAAAACGUCGGAUGAUUUACUGAUGUGUACUUUUACUGUGAGCGUCUAUUGUAAUCAAGUGAUAGGUGUUGAAAUACUGUUAUUGCCUAUAUCACUUACAUACUAUACCAAUUGUUUAGUUAAGUUCAGUAUGAUUGACCGGCGGAUGGGAUGCUGGCGGUUACAAUACUGACGCCGGCAUCCUGAACUUUGAAAUCCUGACAAGAGAGAGGUAACUAUGUUAUCCCCUCUCCCCUACCACCUAUCCCUCCCUGUCUGCAGCUUAACCCUAACCUUACCCCUUAGUGCCAAACCCUAACCUCCCCUCGGUGGUGCCUAAACCGAACCUUCCCUACCCCGCAGCCUAACCCUCCCUCCUUAGUGCUUAGAAGUAACCUCCCAAGUGGUGGCUAUCCCUAAUCCUCCCAGCAGCCUAACCCUACCCCCCCCCUUCCCGCAGCCUAACCCUAACCUUACUCCCCGCUUUCCCGCAGCAUAACCCUAACCUCCCUCCCCCUACCCCCGGGUAGCACCUAAACCUAGAUCCCUCUACCGGCCCUAACCUGCUCACAAUCCUUACAGUCGGGAUGCUGGCUGCCAGGAUUUCAGCAGUGGUCUCCUAACCCUGACGGGAUUCCGGCAUCGACAUUUUGAUGGGUGACAGUAUUCCGGCAUUGGUACUCCAACUGCUGCGAUCCCGACAGCCAUCAUCUUAACCACGUUCCGUUUAGUUUAUGUAAACAUUCUCUAGAGGUUUUCACAAAUUAUAUAUAUAAGCUACAUUUUAUUUGACCUGAACAUGACUGUUCUGCUAUUGGUUUGUGAAUACUUUCAUGUUGGGGAUUACUGAGGCUACCAUAUUUUUAUCUUAGGUGCGCUAAUCUUCUUCUUUGUGUGUCUUGCCUGUCUUCUGUAUCAUCAUGUAUCCAUAUCAGUGCUUAAACUGUGUCAUGAAAGUAAACUAACCAACAUAUGAUGCACCAUAUACAUGAUCAAAGUUUAACAGUUAAAUUUUGAUGAUCAUGUAUGUCCUUGCUUUCACAUACAUGUAAGUGACUGUAUUUCCCUUUUGGUGAGUUCACUACAACUAAAGAGUGAGGCAUUACUGCCCUAUAGCCCUAUGGUCUUGAGAUUAAUUGCCAUCACAGCUCUCACUGUGUGGAGUUUGUAUUUUCUACCUGUGCUUGCGUGGGUUUCCUCCAGGUACUCCUGUUUCCUCCCACAAUCCAAAAAUAUACUGGUAGGUUAAUUUUAUUGUAUUUUGUAAUGAUUGGAAUGUGGCCCAGAUUAGCUCCAUCCUGUGUCCACCAAUUGCUGCAAACUUAUAUUCAGCUUGUACCAGUUUAUAAAUAUCACAAAUUGCGGAUCAUUAAUACAACAUAUAUGUAUAUAAUAAUUAUAAUAAUAUAAUAACAAACUACCUGUACCUGAGUACUUUGUGCCACGACCCACAGUGGCGCAGCUUGGCUCAACCCAUCCUUACCUGUUUGCUACGGUUCAUUAAGAGAGCUUGUGUAAACAGGAAGUGGUGCAAGCGUAAUCUCCGGUAACUGGGAUGGCCCGGGGCUCCUUGGGGAUUCUUGGUAUAUUGACCAGGAUGGUGUCCAAAAGUUCACAAUUUCUGAUAUCUGCAAGCUUCAUUUUGGAAGCUCCACCAUUGCCUGGCAUGGAUAGUGAUAUUGUAUAAUUACUGAGUUGCUUUAGAUAACACAAUGAGCAGCUUUGCAACUGGAUUUUAUAAAGUGUACCAUAAUGCUAGACUUAUUGCGCAGAGUUGUGAUAUAACUCAUACUUGUCUACUCUCCUGAAAUUUCCAGGAGACUUAUGACUUUUGUGGUAUUCUCCGAUUCACUUUUAAUUGUGUCCUUAAUGGACCCCCGAUGUACUAUAAUGUAAAUUGCGUCAUUGUCAGUCAGAUGUGGGACCAUUAUAAUGCACGCCGCAUCAUCAUGUCACCCCUCUGGUGGAGAAAGUGGACAAGUAAAAUGCAAUCGAAGACUUGCUUUCCAUCAUGAACAAUGCAUUUUAAUAGCAUAUAGAGUUAAAAAAAAAACAAAAAAAAAACAGCUAUUGGUUUUCACAGAAACCUUACAAAAUGUAUUUCUGGAGGUUAAACUACAGAACAAAAACAGAUGACAAGUCUCAAAGUUUAACUUUAUUACAUAUAUUGUUUUAAAGAUAUUACAGCUGUGUUGCAGUUCAGACAUCGUUUCAUUGCUCUGUUGCAUAUUUGCUUCAAUUUUACCAGUCAUCUGACACUAAGGGCUUCUGCACAUCCAUUUUGAAAUAUGUUUGUACAACAUGUAGCCAGCACUGGACACUAGGUUAAUCAAAUAUCUCACUGAACAGGUUAGAUCAUGCAAGCCCUAAAAUGCUAUAUAAAUAGGUUUUAUCUAAAGUUCAGACAAUAGUUUUUAAAGUUUAAAUUUUAUUCAAAUAAACAUUGGUGGAUAAUUAUAUAGUGUUCAUUAGAAAUUUAUUCUAAAAAGUGAUACUUUUUAUUAUUAAUUAAUUCAAGCUUAAUUGCAAAAGUCGUGUUCCAAAUGCUUUUUUGGUUGUUUGAUUAUUUGGAUCUUCUGUAUUAUUUUAUUAUAUUGUACUUCAAAGCAUGAUGUGGUUGAGUUUGAAACCAAAACUUUAUUUGUUCAAGUUUUGUUAAGAACCUGGUAAUCUCGUUAAGUUUGUACAACAGUAUUAUUUUACGAUAAAAUGCUUUUCGUCAAAGGCUGGGAAAUUGUAUUCUAUCGUUCUGCUUGUGGUGCUGCUUUGUUUUUCAAUGUUAAGGGUAUUCUUAGAAAAAGAACAAUUUUAGCUGUAGCAGCAAGUUUUCAUGGCAUUUUAUAUAAAGUUUUUUAUUCUGUUAGUUCAUCUAAUCCCUGAACCCCGCCACCCCCUCCCCAAUUGUAGCGAUUGUCCCAUUAACAAUUUGCAAAUCUUUGGAAAUCGUAACAAUGAACAUUAAACUUUCACAGGUAUGUGAACCCAGUAACCAGUUAACCUCAACUGAAUGCUUAGAAAAGCUUUUACUAAAUGUAAUAACAUGAUCUCUCUCUCCUUCUCUUUCUCUCGCUCCCUCUCUGUGUAAUAUUUAUAUAUAUAUAUAUAUAUAUAUAUAUAUAUGAGCUUACAAUUAAUAUGUGUUCUUUUAGCUAUAGAUAAUCAGAUCAAAUUCCCUUCUUGUACUGUAUUCUUUUGAAUUUGGAGAUCAAAAGUUGAAAUAAUGUCAAACUAUGUUCAAUAUCUCCUGUAAUGCAAAAUGUUUAUUUACAUUAACUCUUACAGCAGCCCAACUAAACUGAAUUUAUAUAAAUGUAUUGUUUAUUACUUAUUACAGAGUAUAUAUGAUUUGAAAUGUAUUUUUUUUUCUUGAGUUUAAGAAGAAUUUAUUUGUAAAUUUCCAGACUGCCAAUGGUUUAAGAGAUAUUAUGGGGCAGAUUAAAUUAACCAUGAGGCUUACCAUGUGGCUAUAGCUCCAGGUUUCACAUCCAGAGCUAUUCAAUUACUAGCCAAAUUCCCAGCAAGAUUAGCCAACGGCUAGCACAUGUUAACCCAUUGAUUCCAGGCUAAGUGUAUAGAAUCUGUGGGUUACUGCACACGGUAAAUCCCAGGGGGUGCACUUAACAUAGAUUUUACCUUGCAGCACAUGAGGCUGCAAGGAUAAAUCCACAUUAACUGCACUCUCUUGGGCUUACCGCAUGAGGUCGUAAUUGAAUAGCUACUGGCAGAGCCGCAGCUGCGUGGGAAAUUUAAUCUACCAGGGCUUUAUAUAAAGAACAUGAUGUAUUUGCUAAAGCAGAGCAGACCAUAGCAAAAGUCUUCAAUUCUACCUGAUUUUUCAAUCACAACAUUACCAAUAUUUUUAUCAUCUGAAGUCAAUGACAGUAUAUAUAUAUAUAUAUAUAUAUAUAUAUUAUACACACACACAUAAAGGGGAAAGGGGAUCAUGGACUUGUUUGUUAAAAAAUGCCUUAGUACAGAGCACAGGCAGAAGCAAUGGAUUGGGAGUGAACAAUGCUUGCUAAGCUGGCUUUGGUAUUCUUUCCAUAUGGGUACCUAAAAAAAUAUUUAUGAUAUUUACAGUAUGCUUGACAGACUGUAAAAGCUAAAUUCUGGGGCUUUGUUUAAUAAAAUUGUCUAUAUGAUCUUAAUUGUGAAAUGAACAUUGAAAUAAAAGGAAAGAUACAUUUUGGCUAAAAGAGACUAGGGUCCUAAUAUCCAGAAGAAGCCUUCGCUCUGUUUAAUAUUGUUAUUGGAGAGCUUCCUGUUUAUAUUCUAAUGCAACAAAAUGUUUUUUACUGUUAUCGCUUGAAAUCAGUCCAAUAUUUAAUUUUACUUAGUGGGGCAGAUAUUAGAAUAAAACUUGGUCAGAUCAAAGUGUGCUUUCUGUACCAAUGUAUUUCUCGCGUUUGAAUUUGAAAAUGAACGCUAAGGGAACUGUUAAAUAAUUAUCUGUAAUAAAAUCUGUGAAUGGUAAAUCCCAUUUGGGAGAAAAAUGGAAAAA
Messenger RNA from Pseudophryne corroboree (corroboree frog), 15764 nucleotides. It is a transcript of the gene SHC3, whose product is annotated as SHC adaptor protein 3. The coding region runs from base 384 to 2264 and encodes 626 amino acids. Gene Ontology annotation, cellular component: plasma membrane. The transcript is spliced from 12 exons. NCBI's taxonomy places the organism in Eukaryota, Metazoa, Chordata, Amphibia, Anura, Myobatrachidae. Gene Ontology annotation, molecular function: receptor tyrosine kinase binding. The record is from RefSeq and is a predicted model, not a curated record. Gene Ontology annotation, biological process: cell surface receptor protein tyrosine kinase signaling pathway; intracellular signal transduction.